UCCCAAGAUCGGAAAUAAUGAGCUCUGAGCUCGUUCCGUAGGGUAACGUCUGGCUGUCUCGUCAGAGACUGCAACAGAUCAAACAGUGAAACACACACACACAGAUACGAGGAUUGCACCACACCGCAGCACCAAGGAUUUCACCACAGUACAGGGAGUGGCAGGGAUACUUGUUCCUUCACCAGUUUAACACGUAAAAACACUCACAGCUUCACGUAUGGCUGUCCUGGUGGCUGAGUGGAAUGCAGAUGUGUCCCAUUCAACAGUGUUCGCAACCCAAAUGUUAAGUGCAUUGCCAGUCAAGAAUCCAAGAUGGGCAAGUCAAAGACCAUUGUGCCUCGAAACUCAACAGACCGCACGCUGUUUGCCUUCAUGGUGGUUGGAAUCCCUUUUGGAGUGGUUUGGCUUGGGGGAGUAAUCAUGCCACAUUACCACCAUACUGUUGACUCCACUGUGGUGAUUCAUAUUGUUAGUGCCAUCUUCAUCCUCUACAACAUUAUCCAUAACAUGCUACUGGUGAUCAAGGUAGAUGCCAGUGGGCGCACAUCAUAUCUCCCCUCAGUCCUCAAACCAGGUUGGAGGUACUGUGCUAUAUGUCAGGUGAACUAUCCCCCAAGAUCCUACCAUUGCCAUGCUUGUGAUGAAUGUAUCCUUAAAAGAGAUCAUCACUGCAAGUUUACAGGAUGCUGCAUAGGUUAUCACAACCAUCGAUACUUCUUGGUUGGAGUCUUUUACAUUUUCCUUGGUGCACUUUAUGGCACAUGCUACCAGUGGGACUAUGUGUACAGCACUAUAGACCUGCCAUUGGUGUAUUUCUUCCUGACCCUCAUAGCUCCUCAUUUUGCCUUACUCUUUGGUGCCAUAAAUCUGUGGGGUGUCUUGGUAGCUGUUCUCCACACAUUGGCCCUCUGCACUCUCCUCAUGACGUCUUACCUCUUGGUCAUGCAGAUGAGAGCCAUCUGUCGCGGUCAAACCCAGUAUGAGAUGAAAUGUAACAUAAAUGAUUAUAAUUUAAGCCUCAAGCAGAAUGUAAUUGAUGUUUUAGGUAAGAGGUGGAAAAUAGCCUGGAUGUCUCCUUUUAUUAAUUCCCCUCUUAGAGGUGAUGGUACUGUCUUUAGGAAGGCUAAUAACUAUGAACCUCCUAAAGAUAUUUAACCAUAAAGGAAAGUCUUGCUGUACUGCAAUGAACACUAGCCUGUUGUUCAAAUAUUAAAAGAUUCUCAUGGGAUGGUGAUUUAGAGUAUGAAAUUAUGUGACAAAUAUAUAUUUAGAUUAAUUAGUAGUGGCAUUGAGGUAUUAGUUGUUGAUUUAUGAAUAAUGAGUUGUGUUAAGAUUAUUUGUCAAUGCUGUGAGAAUACUGUGAAAAGUAAAUAUGCUCAAACUAUAAGAAUAGUGAUUGUGUGUGUGGUUUCUGAUGAAGUUGUUAUUGUUAAUGUCUAGAAAAGUAAGAAAUUUGUUUAUAAUUUAGAGGUGGCUAAGACAAGACUUCACAGUUUGUCUCAUUAUGGGAAUAACAAAGAUAUAGGAUUCCCAGUGUUCUCAGUAUGUCUCGUCAGUAGGUUUUACAAUGUGCAGGGAAUCUAGUGACAGUAUUCUUCCAAACUAGCAGAGGAGGGUGGAGUGUUUUGAGGGUCAGCAAAAACAUUAAUCUUGACACGCUUCCUUUGCAUCAGCCAGUUUUUCUAAAUCAGGUAUUAUCUCAGGACUAGGAAAAUGUUUCAAUGUCAGGUUUUCCUUCAGGGUUUUACAGUGCUUGCUUAUCUUAUACAAUUUUUUUUAUUACCAAAAAUUUUAAUAUUGUGUGAAGGGUCAAUCUUCAAGAAUUAUUACUUUCCUAUCUUCUUUUGAUUAUGAUUGGUAAACUGAACAUUUGCUUUUUAAGUACAUAUCUUUGACUAAUGAUUCACUGUUUGAGUUCGAGUUACAAAAUUUAUUAUUUUAAUAGCGUUAACGUAUAGAUAACAAUGGUACUCAAUACUAGUAAAAGCGACAUUUUCUGUGAUAUAGCCUGGCUGCAUACUGAUAUCAUGUUGAAGGAAUACUGCUACCAUGUUACCUUAACUUUGUACAGAUGAUCAGAAGGGACAGAAAAGGGACUAGGAACUCCUUUCUGCAUUCUGGUAAUGAAAAUGUAUCAGCUAUUUUCCUCCUAGGGGGAUCUCAGUCUAUAGAUAAAUAAGGAAUGAUUACCUUAGGAAAAUGUGUUCAGGAGUCUUACCUAAUAGUGCCAAUAUUUUACACUUAAGCAUGUUGAUUGUGUAAAUGGGAGUAGAAUUUUCUUCUGUGUUUUGUAUCACAUACAGUGUACUGUAUAAUAUAACUUGCAACUUCCAAGAACAUUAAUGGUUACCAUGACAGCAUGUAUAAGACUUGAAAUCAAACUACUUUUCCUGUUAGUAAUUAAGUUGUGGUAUCCUAGGAUAUAUGCAUGGCCUUCAUAUGUUAAGUACCUGUGAUAUUUAGCAGAUAGACAUCAGAGUGAGAUACACAUAUUAUGCUUCCAACAUCUGUCAUCAUAUAUAAAAAUGUAGGUUACUUAAUAUGAUAUUGUAUAUUGUACCAAAUGCUGUUGCUUUUGUAUUUUCUUUUAUCUUAUUUGUAAGUUCAGUAGCUGCCUUAUUUGAUGCAUGAAAGUGAGUGAAAGAGAUAUUCACUAGUAGCAAAUAUUUCACACAGUAGACAUGGAAAAGAUUGAUCACGAAUUAGUAAAGUUUUAGGAUGCUCAUGAAAGAAAAUAUUGUGGGUUUAAUGGGCAUAAACCUAUACAGAAUAUCAUCAUAUAGCUACUGAAUAUUUUCCUAAAACCCUAAAAUGACUAUGGUGACAUUUUCCCUCAGAAAUAGUUGUUAACCCUUUGCAAGCACAACACAUUAACAGUUACAGCCAUGCAAAAACAAUGAUUUUGUGAAGUACAAAAAAAGAAAAAUUAAAUACAAACUAUAGUACAUUAGUGCAACACAUUCUUUGAUAGGUGCUUAUGAAUGAAAUAAAAAAAAUAAUAGUAAUUAACAUGUCUAUGAUGCACACAACCUGCACCUCUAGAACAUUAUUUGUAAGAUUUACAUCAUUAGAAUUCUGUAAAAUGAACAUAGUUCUAUAUACUAUAUACCAUGGAGAUAUAUGAUUUGCAAGUAGAAAUUUACUAAUAAAACACAAUGAGUAUCA
This is a messenger RNA of Portunus trituberculatus (swimming crab), 3165 nucleotides long. Its product is annotated as probable palmitoyltransferase ZDHHC24. NCBI's taxonomy places the organism in Eukaryota, Metazoa, Arthropoda, Malacostraca, Decapoda, Portunidae. The transcript is spliced from 4 exons. The coding region runs from base 313 to 1155 and encodes 280 amino acids. Gene Ontology annotation, cellular component: Golgi apparatus; endoplasmic reticulum. Gene Ontology annotation, biological process: peptidyl-L-cysteine S-palmitoylation; protein targeting to membrane. The record is from RefSeq and is a predicted model, not a curated record. Gene Ontology annotation, molecular function: protein-cysteine S-palmitoyltransferase activity.